AUGUCAUUUCAAUUUGAUCAAAACUUACAACAACAGGUCGAUCAAUUUUUAGGAGAUGUCGAUGAUUUUAUAACAAACAAAAAUGGUUCAGCUGUCGAAAAAUUAAUUGGAUUACUUGGUAGCGAAGAAAAAUCAAUUCAAUAUAACUCUAUGGCCAUGUUAGCAUUUGCCAAUCAAGCACCAAACAACAAAGAUGUCUCACGUGAAAAUGGUCUCUUAAAGAUUUUCCUUGACUAUUGCCAUCCAUCUAAAAUCAUCACUGUUUUACCAAUGGUCAAAAAUGCCUCAAUGGGUUUAAUGUUUUUAGCCAAUCAUUCCGAUGUAAAUAAACAAGCUAUUGCAGAUUUAAAUGGUAUUGAUACAAUUUUCGAAUUAUUACGUGACUUAUUGGUUAUGAUUAAAUCACCACCAGAAGAUGUUAAAAAAGAAGAUAUUGUAUCAACCCUUUCACAAACUUUAAAUUUGGUUAUUAUUUUAGCCUCAUUACAAGGAAAUAGAGAAAAGAUGGGUACUGUUGCAAACUUUUUAGUUUUAAAUUCACUUCUCUCAUAUGAAAAUCCAUCAAGUUUAGAUCUUCAAUUACAAAUUCAAGAAAAAGCAUUAUCUGCUACUAAUAAUAUUUGUAUACAUAAGGAAAAUAAAGAAAAUUGUAGAGUCGCAGGUGUAGUUGAAAGUGUUUUUAAAUUAUUCUAUUCAACUAAACCAUCAAUUCAAGAUGGUGCAUUAAGAAUGAUUUAUAAUAUGACAAUUGUAGAUGCAAGUAGAGAAGCUAUCAGACGUUGUAAAGGUUUAGAAACUUUAGUAUCAAUGUUAAAAGAUCAACCAGAGGCAGUUUCGUUACUCUCAUUAAAAGCCCUCUCAAAUAUGUUUGUUGAUAGACAAACUAUUGAAUACUCUGUUAAUAAUCAAGAUGCUAUUCUUGUUCCAAUCUAUAAUGUUUUCCCACCAGCAUAUGGCCAAGGUUGCAGUGAUAACUUAUUAGAUCAAGUUUUAACUGUUGUUCAAAAUUUAGUAUCCGAAGAAAACUUAAUUGAAAAUGUCGCUAGAUCUGGUAUCAUUACUAAAAUUGUCCCAGCAGUCAAAGGUAUGCCAUUAACAAACACCACCCAUCAAUCAAUUUUAGUUAAAGCUUCAUGCAUUCUUUCCGGUUUAAUUACAAUCGAAGAGGUUCAACAAGCAGCCGUCGAAAAUGGUCUUAUUACCCUUUUAGUUGAAAUGAUUCAAUUACCAUCUGCCGAAGUCAGAAGAGAAUGUGCUCGUGCACUUGCCAAUGCCACUCCAUACUAUGAUGAUGUUAGAGCUGAAAUUGGUAAACAAGGUGGUGUCAAAUUAUGUGUUGAACUUCUCUUACAAAGUGAUAAAGAAUUGGUUAAACAAGCUGCUCGUUCUUUAGUAAAUUUAGCUCGUAAUACCCACAAUGAAGAAGCCCUCUUUGAAUCUAAAGGUCUCGAACAUUCAAUUCGUUUAAUUAAUCUCCCAGAAAAAGACUUAAAGAUGCUUGGUACUAAAUUAUUGGUAAAUUUAUCAUUAAAUGAAGCUGCUCGUAUUGCUUUUUGUCAAAAAGGUGGUCUUUCCAUUGUUACCACCCUUUUGGUUUCACAAGAUCCAGAACUUCAACUUCAAGGUACCAAAAUUGCAACAAAUCUUGCUAUCUCUGGUAGAAAUCGUAAGAUUAUGAAUGAACAAGCUCCAGAACUUAUUCCAUCAUUAAAAGCAUUGGCCUCAUCAGCUGUUGCCGAUAUUAAACUUCAAUCUGAAGUUGCUCUUAACAAUUUAUCUUUCCCAUACGAACAAUCUUAUGAAGGUUUAGAUCAAAUGGAAGAUGCUAUGCCAAUUUUCAUGCAAUCACAAUACGAAAGAGAUGAUGAAGAUGAAGAAGAUGACGAUGAAGAAGCUGAUGCUCGUAAGAGACAAGAAGAAGAAGAAAUUAGAAUUGCUGCUGAAAAAGAAGUCGAAGAAAGAAAACGUAUUAUGCAAGAAGAGGUUAAAAGAAUUGAAGAACGUCGUAGACAAGAACAAGAAAAGAGAGUUCAAGAAGAACAAGCUAGAAAACAAAGAGAGGAAGAAGCAGAGAAAUUAAGAAAGGCUCAAGAAGAAAUGGAAAAAUUAAGAAUAGAAGAGGAAGCCAAAGAAAAAGCUGAACAAGAAAGAAAGAGAAUUGAAGAACAAAAAGAAAAGGAAAGACUUGAACAAGAACGUAUUAAAUUACUCGAUGAACAACAAAAACAAAAAGAAGCAGAAGAGAGUAAGAGACGUGAAGCUGAAGCCAAAGCUCAAGAAGAAGAACGUGUCAGAAAACAAAAAGAAGAGGAAGAACGUAUUAGAAAACAAAAAGAAGAAGAGGAACGUAUCAAGAAAGAAAAAGAAGCUGAAGCUGAAAGACUUCGUCUUGAAGAGGAGGAACGUCUCAAGAAAGAAAGAGAAGUUGAAGAAGCCAGAAUGAGAGCUCUUGAAGAAGAACAACUCAGAAAGAUGGAAGCCGAAAUUAAACAACGUGAAGAGGAUAUCCGUCGUCAAAAGAUUGAAGAAGAAGAACGUAGAAAACGUGAAGAGCAAGAAAGAAAACUUAAAGAUCAACAAGAUAAAGCUUCACAAGAAUCUGCUCGUCUCGCUCAAGAAGCCUCGAGAGCACAAAAGAGAACCCAUAUCGUUCAAGAAAUCAUGCAAGUUGAAGUUAACUAUGUUAAGAAUCUUCUUUUAAUCGUUCGUAAAUUCUUACAACCACUUAACCAAAUUGCCACCUCUAAGCGUCCAGUUGUUACCGCUGAACGUAUUGCUCAAAUUUUCUCAACCAUCGAAAACAUUCAAAAUCACAAUGCUAUUUUCUCUGAUGGUCUUACCUCCAGAAUUAAGAGAUGGUUAGCCGAUAACAAGAAAGAUCACUUAAUCAUUGGUGAUAUCUUCCAAAAGAUUGGUGGUUUUAUGAAUGACUACAGUAAAUACAUUAACAACUACAACAACUCCAUCAAACUCUACAACGAAACCAGAAAAGCAAAUCCACAAUUUGCCGCUUUCAUUAAAAAAGUCGAAUCAGAUCCUGAACUCAACGAUAAAGAAUUAGAAAAUCUUUUAAUUACACCAGUUCAACAAUUACCUCGUUAUAUUAUGUUGGUUCAAGAUCUUAUUCGUAACACUAGCGAAGACCAUCCAGAUUUCAAACCACUCACUGAAGCUCUUGAAAAAAUUAAACAUAUCACCACCAUCAUCAAUGAAAAGAAAAGAGAUGCUGAAGAUGCCUUUGCUAUGCUUCAAAUCCAUCAAACCCUUCAUGGUAAAGUACCAAAUAACUUUGUUGCUCCACAUCGUAAAUUCAUUCGUGAAGGUGCUAUUCAUUUCGGUUCAUCAAGUGGCUCAUUCAAAGAUAAAGAACCAAUUGUUUUCCUCUUUAAUGAUAUGGUUAUGAUGACAAUCAAACAUCCAAACAGACCAAACGAAUAUAAAUAUCGUUACUCAACAUUUUUAACCCCAUCUACUACAAUUGAAGAUUUACCAAGUGUUAACAAUGGUUUCAUUAUUAAAUCUGGUCAAUGGUGGUCAUUCAGUUGCCCAACUCCAAAAGAUAAGGAAAAUUGGGUCGAAGCUAUUAAAAAAUCAUUAGCCAAUCUUCCAAAAGAAGCUUUAAAAGCUCAAACUCCAUCAAAAAAAUAA
Dictyostelium purpureum is the source of this 3648-nucleotide messenger RNA. RefSeq lists its product as uncharacterized. The transcript is spliced from 3 exons. Gene Ontology annotation, molecular function: protein binding; guanyl-nucleotide exchange factor activity. The record is from RefSeq and is a predicted model, not a curated record. NCBI's taxonomy places the organism in Eukaryota, Evosea, Eumycetozoa, Dictyosteliales, Dictyosteliaceae. Bases 1 to 3648 code for a protein of 1215 amino acids.